AUGGAUAUUUUAAAAAAGGUUUUUCAAAGCAUCACUAUCCCUUCAAUACAAGGGUAUGACUUUGAAAAGGAUUGCGUUCUUACAGUGGGCUAGUGGAGAGUUUACAAUGCCAAGAAUAAACAAAGGCUGGGUUCAGUUUGGCUAUGCGAUUAGAGCAAAUAGUUUUAAAUUGCCAAAAAAGAAUACAUCAGUAUGAUUAAAUUAAAAUACCCUGGAAUUCUGCAAGUGCUUGAACCCCUAGUGGAAGAAAAAUCUCAUAUAGGAUUUGUCACUGAGAGAAUAGAAUGUACUCUAAGUCAGGCCUUAAACGAUAGCAAAUAUGUAUUGUCUGAUAUAGAGAUGAAAUUGCAUGUAUUGGAAAUUGUAGAUGGAUUAUAAUUUUUGCAUAAUAAUGUUCGACAAGUUCACUUAGAUUUACAACCAGAAAAAAUUUAUUUUACGGACAAUGGAAAAUGGAAGAUUGGAGGUUCCCCAUUUUAAUAAUAAAUUUUAAACUCUGUAGUUGAAUGUCAGAUUAGCUCUGGAUAUAAUAUAUUGUACACAGCCCCUGAAAUACUUUCAUCGAAGUAAUAAUGUGGAUAUUCAACAGAUAUGUUUUCAUUAGGAAUGAUCAUAUUGCGUUUAAUGAGAUUUAAAAAUAAUCGUGUGCCUUUUCCAGAGACUCAAGAUUAAGAUACCUAUCUAAAAUUUAUCAAGAGUUUAGAUUUAAUGAGAUAUAAGGAUGUACAUCAGGAAUCAUUUUUAUAAUUUUUGGGGUUAAUGCUAUCUACCCAAAUGAAUAAUAGACCUUCAUUAUCUCAAUUUGUUCAAAUUGAAUGGUUUAAAGAUCCAUAUUUAAUUACAUUUAACAUAUUAAACAAAUUACCAGAGUACGAUAUGCAAUAAUAAAUUGUGUUUUUUAAGGGAUUAUCAAGUGUUAUUUUUAAUUUUGAAAAAUCUAUUCUUAAAAAAAGGCUUUUACCAAUUGUUCUAAGCCUAACUCAAUAUGAUCAUUUGUUAACUGCAAUUGUAUAAAUUAUUCUUGAGACUAUGCGAAGAGAGGAUAUUAUAAACUCAACUUAAUUUUAAUCAGAAAUUUGGCCUAAACUUAAAUAAAUCUUUUCUGGAAAGGAAAUAUCUGCCCAAGUGUUGUAUGAUUUGGUUCUUGCUUUGCCUGUCUUUCAUAAAUAUAUAAGUCAAAAAGAAACUUAGGAACACUUGAUACCUUUAUUGAUAAAGUGCUAUGAAUGCAAAGUCCCCAAAUUACAAGAUUUAGGAAUCAGAGUAACAGAAUUUGUUCUUGAGAAUAAUGAUUAUACGUUUAGCAAAACAAAAAUUUUGCCACGAAUCUUUGUACUUGCAUUGGAUUAAAACAUAGAAAUUAGAAAAACAACACUCAUUUGUAUAUAUAAAACAUUAAAUGUUAUGGAUACUGAUUUAGUUUUGAAUUCAUUAGAAAAAGUAAAGGCAUUGGGAACAGAUCGAUAAUUAAAUUAGAUUGUCUUAAAAAUAUAUUAGUCAUUAUCUAAAAUUUUAUCAAUCGAUUAAGUGUCACAAAAAUUACUACCUUAAAUAACUCCUUAUUUAACUGAUCCAACGCUUUCAAAAUAGGAAUUUAAUGAAUAUUAUGACACCUUAUAAUAAAUGCUAGCCAGAAUUAAAAGUGAAAAAGAAAAGAACUUGAGUGACUAAAGUAUCAAUGUUAUACAGGUUGACUAUAAAUUAGCUUUACCUGAACCUAAGAGAUUAAUUGAGAAUAAAAAUGUAUAGUUUGAAUUUCUAAAUCAAUUUGAUUAAAGGUUAACGUCUAUUCCAGAUAAACCUGUAAUUUAAGAAGCCCCUAACUAAACACCUUCUUAAUAAUAAAAAGAUCAAGUUCCAUAAUCUUAAAAUUAAUAAGUACCUAUUAUGUAGCCACCAACUUAAGCAGCAUUUCCAAUUUAAGAAAAUAAUGGUUUCAAUACUAUCCAACUAGGUCAGCCUGUAACUUUAGGAAUGCCAAUUGAUUCAUUUUAAUAGAGUUCUUCUCUUAAUAUGUUUAAUUAACCUGGAGCAUUUAUUAUGGACAAACCCCCCACCCGAUAAAUUUAAUAGUUGAAUUAACCUACAAUAUAGCCUGCUUAAUAGUAGGGCUUCACUUUAGAAUUUAAUACAACCUAGCUUUAAUAAUAAACAGCCUUUGGAUAAUAAUAAUAAGGUGCCUUUCAAAAUUCAAGUUAAUUAAAUUAAGGGUAAUCAAAUCAAGCAUCUUAAUAAGAUGUAAAAAAAUUAAGUACACGACCCUUAUACUCAAAUAAUAACCAUUCAUAAUAAUAGUAAUAAUAGUAGUCAUAAUAAUAACAAUAACAAUAAUAAUAAUCAUUUUUUUAAUAACCAUAGAAAUAAUAAAAUAAUGUUUUUGAAAAAACUAAUGAUCCUUGGAGUGCUUUUAACUAGGGUACCACUUAAGAUCCUUGGGCGUAAUUUUAAAAUCCGGUAAUUUAAAGUUAAAAUUAACCUUAAAAUUAAAAUUAAAGCUAGGGCGUUUGGGGAAUAUAAAAUCAAUAAGCCUAAUAAUAGUCUUAAAACCAACAAUCAUUAAAGAAUAAGUAUGCCAGCUUUGAUGAGUUAAUAUGA
Molecule: messenger RNA, 2595 nt
Organism: Paramecium tetraurelia
Lineage: Eukaryota; Ciliophora; Oligohymenophorea; Peniculida; Parameciidae
Exons: 3
Biological process (GO): protein phosphorylation
Molecular function (GO): ATP binding; protein kinase activity
Source: RefSeq, a predicted model, not a curated record